AUCUGUUAAAAUUUCUUAACGAAUGUUAUGAAAGGUAUGGACCAAUUUUUGAGACAUACAUCGGAGACAAUAUAGAUACCCAUCGAGAGGUUUAUUUAUGUAAACCAGAGUAUCUUGAAAAAUUGUUCACCACUUCAACAAAAUGCAAUUUUAUAUUACGAAGUCCAAAUGAUGAUGGAAUUAAUGAAUUGGGAUUCGGUAAUAGUGGUAUGGUCAUGAACAGUGAAUUAAAUAGUUGGAAAAGAAAUAGGAAAUUAUCCGUGCCCUUGCUCAUGAAUACAAGAUUUUUAAAAAGUCAAGUGCAUGUGACACAGGUGUUGUUUAAGGAAAUGGAAAAUUAUUGGAAUUUGUUAUAUGAUGAAAGUAUCGUGUUGGAAAUUACUAGUUGGAUAAACAGUUUUACCCUGGAUUUGGUUAUUACCUCAUCAUUGGGUAAACCUUCUUUUGCUUUAAAAACCCUUUAUGACAAUUUGCUCAAAAGUGGUGGUACAAUCAAAAAGAAAGAAAAUACGAGUUCAAGUGUAUGUGAAUCAAGUGAAGUACUUCUUAGACAGAUUAAAUCAUUUUUCAAAGCGAUCGGAUUCUUUAAACAACCAUCUUGGUUACGUCACACAUUUCUUAUUUACUACAAUAAUUAUUAUUUGAACGAAAUGAGGUCGCUAAACAACCGUAUAGAGAAUUACAUUAAAGUCCGUCGUGAUGAAAUUCUUUUGGAAAUGAAGAAUGGAAAAAAUGUUCAAGAGGAUAGGCGGGACAUUAUGUCUUUAUUUCUUUUGAAGUAUUCGAUAAAUAAAAAUCAAGAUGACGAUGAGCAACAUUCCAAGGAAAACUUUGAUGAUGUGAUUAGAUCAAAUUUAAUCGAAGUCUUAAUUGGUGGUGCUGAAUCGACAUCAAAUUCAAUAAGUUUCAUCGUAUAUUAUUUGUGUAAGUAUCCCCAUGUGAAAAAAAAGUUAUUUGAUGAAAUCGACUUGAUUCUCUCAUCAAACACAUUUCGUGAAAUUACUUUUGAAGACAUUGAAAAAUUCGAAUACGCGGAGGCCAUAAUUAAAGAAGUGUCAAGGUUUUCACCGGUAUCCCCUUUAAUUAGCCGUAGUAAUGUAGUAGAAGACGAAAUAGAUAAUUAUAGUUUUAGAGAAGGCACACAAUUCCAUGCUUUCUUGAUACAAAUUUAUAAGAAUCCAGAAUAUUUUACGAAUCCUGAAGAAUUUAAUCCUGAUCGUUUUAUGAAAGGAUCCGAAAAUGUUUUACAUAAUAAAACUUUUUUACCAUUUGGUUCUGGAUUGCGCAUUUGCCCAGGUAAGCAAAGUGCCAUAGUAGUUUUGAAAACAUUUUUAAUGUGUUUCUUUAGAAAGUAUAAUGUUGAGUUUUUGGACGAAAACCAAAAAUUGAAUACGUGGUUUGAUUUUGGACUUCAUUGUGUAGAAUAUAAAGUUGUUAUUAAACAGAGAUAG
Molecule: messenger RNA, 1451 nt
Organism: Funneliformis geosporum
Lineage: Eukaryota; Fungi; Glomeromycota; Glomeromycetes; Glomerales; Glomeraceae
Source: the annotation of a GenBank genome assembly